UGAGGGAAAAAUCCCGUUGCGAAAUCAAGCACGUAUGUUGUCAUUUUCGCAACGACCCGUUGUUAUAUUUUUCAACAACGGCUGUUGGUGAAUUGUGCACGAACGUGCUCAAAUUGACACCGAGACGUGGUCAACUUUCGGUACCAACAACAGCCGUGCUUAAUUUGUCCAUUUGUAAUAUUGGUAAUUGCAGCCGAUUACACACGAGUAAAAAAUGACAACGGUGGUGCAUGAUUCACACACGGUCGUUGUCAAUAUGACACCGGUCGUGUAUGAAUUAUGCACCACCACCUGCAUAAUGAUGCACCACCGUUGUUACUUUGUACACCGACGUGCAUGAAUCGUACACGAUCGUUGCCAUUUUAGCAACUACCGUGUAUGAAUCAUGCACCACCGUUGUCAUUUUUUUUACUCGUGUGCAAUCGGCUGCAUAUUUACCAUUUUUUCCGUGUUAUUGAAAGAGAAAGGACGCAUUGUGCAAAAAAUUUAUUGAAAAUGAAUAAUAAUUCGCAAGAUCCUCAAAAUAUCAUUGGUGAGUUGUUAGAAAUCGAUGGCAAUAUUGUUGUGGUUCGCGAUACAAACCAUUGCAGCAGUCAAGAUGCGGAAAACAAUGAGGACGAUUAUAUGUUAAGGGAGUUCUUAAAAGGAAUAAAUAUGGAGUCGCUUUUUGAACAAUUAAAAGGUAAGUAAAUAAAAAUGAAUUUUUCAGUUAAUCAGUGUAAUUAACAAAGAAUUUUCUUUUUUGUUCUUUUAGCAUCACAUGUAACAUUUCGCAGCUUGCAGUACUUGAAAAAAGAAGAUUUAAAGGAAGCAGUGCCACCAUUGGGACUGCGUGUUGAAUUCAGAGAAAAGCUCUUUGCUUGGAAAAAACGAAAGGUACGUAUUAUUUGUUUUACAGAGUUGAACUCAGUAUUAAUAUUGUCAUAACAAUAGCUCGGGAUUGAUGACGAAACUAUGUCAGUUCCAUCUAAAAUAGGUGAAUGGUGGAAACGCAACGAGACACCUGCAAGUACUCCUGGUACUCCCGACACUACAGGUUCGAACUGCUCAAAAGCCAAAGGAAUUUUGUCAGAGGAUCUAACGGAAUUGUUAACACAUACCUCGAAGGGGAAACUAGCGCUUGAAUGUAGUAGCGUUAAUAAGAAAUUAAGUGACGAGCAAAGAGAUGAUAUAAUUAAUAUAAUUAUUGAAGAUAUUUUAACCAACAAUGUUACUCUUUACACUCAAGACUAUAUGCGCAUAUUGGAUGAAAUUUGUUCCGUUUUUCCUCUUGAAAACGAAAUGAGGGAUUAUUAUUACAUUUCAAGAAAAGGAAAGAACAACGCAAGCGGAAAACUUUAUGCCAAGUAUAGAAACAAGAAGUCCAAAAGAAUAAAGCUUUUGAUUUCCGAGCCUAGCACAAGCAAAGCAGCAACUCACACAUCUCCUAAUUUUUGUAACAAAGAUGUUCCCGAAAUUGAUGAAUCAGUUGAAAAUUCAUUGAAAGCUUCCUUACUAAGAGAAUGUAAUGAUUGGGGAUCGAUCUGCGAAAAAUGGAAAAGAUCUUUUAACAUACGGCAAAGAGAUAUAAAAAAUUUAAGUAGCCAUACAUUUCUCCUUGAAUGGACGAAGUUGUCCGAUGCAAGAGCUUCAGAAUUGGUCAACAUUGAUUUCGAUAUUAUGUAUCCACAGAAAGGCAAUCUUCUACUUUCUAAAUGGGACCAAUUUAAGAAAAAAAUUUACAAUUAUUAUGGGAAAAAUAUUCAUAACGAACAUUGCAAACAACUCUUCGCAAAUGUUUUGACGGCAAGCAGCAUAGAUGCUCAAGAUUAUAUAUACGCAAUACUGUUGAAUUCAGUUUUACCAUCACCUGCUAGGUUUAAAUGUGGAAACGGUAAAUUACGAAAAAAAGUAACAAUAGCUGAUUCGCAGGAAAGUUUCGUACUGCGACUACCGACAAUUAACGAUUAUAAAAGGCAAAUUGAUACAGUCACUGAAAAGUAUUACAAUGCUGGAUUAACUAUACAGCCAUUUAUAAUUGUGGAGGGUUUGUCCGAUUUCAAUAUAAAAGGUUUUUAUGUUUUUUUUAACCACAAUUUGUUAAAAUUUCAAUCGUUCCUCGAAUGUUUAGAUACAUGUUUUAAAAUUUUUCAUGCACUUUCUUUAAAAUAUCCAAAUGCCUGCCAAAUUCCAUGGAUUUUUAUCCAAAAAUAUUUUUAUGAAAUUAAUACUGUAUAUGAUAUAAAAUCAGUUAAUUUGACUUCACUUAUUAAUUUCUGCAACAAUAAUUAAAGUACAAUUCAAAAUGUAUAUUUGCUUUCGUUGCCGUAAGCAUUUUGAUAAGGCAAAUCUUUUAAUAGCUCAUUUGAAAACAGACCAUUUAAUGUCCACUAAAUUUUUAAAAGUACAAUGCGUUCAGGACAACUGUAAGCAAACAUUUACAAAAUUUACGUCAUUCAGAAUUCAUUUAGAAAAACUUCACAAGAAUCACACAAAAGCUCCACCAAUGGUUAAAGCCAUUAAUGUGCCAGUUGAAAUGUCAUCAUCAAAAGAAAAUGAUUAUACAAACAGUGAAACUGUUAUUAACAACAAUACAAUAGAAAAGGAUUUAAAUGUUUUGAAAAAGAAAACCUUAUAUCUGUCUUUACAAUUACAUGGUCAAAGCUAUAUGCCUAGAAAUCAUGUUAUAGAAAUACAACAUUCUGUUUCAAUUCUGCUUUCAUCCAUUUCAUGUACAAUUGAAAAAUAUAUAACUGAUCAUCCAAAUUAUGAAGACUUAAGGUACUUACUAAACUUUUGUAAAAAUCCUUUCGAAGAAACUAGAACGGAAUAUAGACUUUUAAAAAUUUUAAAAGAACUAAACUUUUAUGAUGAUCCAAAGGUUUAUGUAAUUAGCAAUCAAGUCUCGGAAAUUGUUAUCAGCGGAAAUCCCAGUUUAGGUCCAAAGUUAUCCAAUAUUUAUAUAA
Musca domestica (house fly) is the source of this 2945-nucleotide messenger RNA. RefSeq lists its product as uncharacterized. NCBI's taxonomy places the organism in Eukaryota, Metazoa, Arthropoda, Insecta, Diptera, Muscidae. Bases 955 to 2271 code for a protein of 438 amino acids. The record is from RefSeq and is a predicted model, not a curated record. The transcript has 5 exons.